Molecule: messenger RNA, 639 nt
Organism: Drechmeria coniospora
Lineage: Eukaryota; Fungi; Ascomycota; Sordariomycetes; Hypocreales; Ophiocordycipitaceae
Exons: 3
Coding region: 1-639 (212 amino acids)
Molecular function (GO): metallopeptidase activity
Source: RefSeq, a predicted model, not a curated record
AUGACGGUAACUGUACCUGGUGCCUCGUGUACCGAUUGGACGUACGAUGCUAAUUGGGCAACUGGAUACGGCGUACGAUCGAGGCAGAAGGCCCUCUACAAGGGAGGAAGUGAGACUCUGAACGUAUACGUGGUCGAGUCGAUAGAUGCCGACCGCCCCCCAGUGGCUGGCAGGACCAUCCUACCCGGUCGUUCCAAUGGAAACCGGGAUGGCGUCACUAUUGUUGCGGCUACUGUUCCAAACGCCAACAUAUAUCCUUGCCGAACCGGCUAUACGUGCCCUUAUCAUCAGGGGCGAAAGCUCGUCCAUGAGGUGGGCCACUGGCUGGGAUUGUUGCAUACCUUUCAAGGCGGCGACUGCGAGGGCGAGGGCGAUUUUGUCGACGAUACUCCCGCUCAACUCGAACCUCCUCCUGAUGGCAUGUGCCGGACUCGUCAGGACUCUUGCCCCAAACAAAUCGGAAUGGAUCCCGAGAAUAACUUUAUGGAUAAUUUAACAGAUGAAUGUGCCACACAGUUCACACCCGGCCAGAUUGCUCGCAUGCACGACAUGUGGAACACAUAUCGCGGCCCUGAUUCCCAAACGUUGUAUCAUAACUUUCAAAGUUGGCUCGGCAGCACUGCGCCGUGGAGACGUUGA